This is a messenger RNA of Quercus lobata, 2452 nucleotides long. Its product is annotated as tubby-like F-box protein 8. Gene Ontology annotation, molecular function: protein binding. The coding region runs from base 885 to 2189 and encodes 434 amino acids. The record is from RefSeq and is a predicted model, not a curated record. Lineage: Eukaryota; Viridiplantae; Streptophyta; Magnoliopsida; Fagales; Fagaceae. The transcript is spliced from 5 exons.
UUUAUCUUUGUUUUCCCAAAUUCCAAGUGGGUUCUUGUGAGUUGCAGUUGGGUUCUUGGGAAACUUGUAGUUUUGCACAAUACUGUUAUAAAAAAAAAAGAAAAAAAGACUUGGUCUUUGAAACCUCAUUUUGGGUUUUUCUUGAGUCUAUGAUAAGGGCGAAUCUUUUCACUGACACUCAACAAAUUUCAGAUUUUUAUUUUUUGAAACUUUUGAGAUAUAACGCUUGCUUUUUAAUUUUCUGAUUUUGUUUUUAAUCAUAAAAAAGGGUAAUUUUUUUUUUCGAAACUAAUUUUGGGGUUUGCAUUUUAGUAGAAUUAUACUUAAAAGAUUUAAUCUUUGCAUGUUUUUGAUGGAUCUCUGGUAGCUUUUGGAGUGAAAGAAUGGAUCUUUGAUCAGAGUCAAGUCAGGCUCAUCUAUUCCUUUGGCUUAGUAAUUUUUACCAGUGCAGAACUGUGUAGGUUUCUCACUUGUUAUUUACUUGUAGAUAUUUAGCCUGCAUUAUUUGGUUCUUUUCUAUAUAAGUGAGUUUUCUUGUUUUUGUGGAUGCUUUUUGGUUAGGGGAAAUUUUAAUGUGGGAUAACCGUGCGAGUAUGAUUUUUUUUUUUGCUAGGUUGUUCAUUUGAAUUAGAUCGUUGCCAAAUAGGGAGUUUGGUUUUGAAUUGAUGGUGGUUUAUGAUUCUAUAAAUCAGGUUUAAAAUCCAAAAAAGUCUGGUAUUUUAGGCUGCUUUAGCCUUUAGGACCAUUUGUACUUGGAAUUUUAAUUGCACAAGCAAUGGGUUUAUGGUCACUGGUCAUCCUUUAAGUUAAGUGGAAUAUAUAAUUUCAUUGAAGAGAUAUUCGCAUUACAUUUACAUCUGGGGCUAUUGGCUUCCUUGGAGUAAAUGUCGUUCCGUAGCCUAGUUCGUGAUGUAAGGGAUGGAUUAGGUAGCUUAUCGAGGCGGAGUUUUGAGGUGAGGCUGCCAGGGCAUCACAGGGGGAAAUCACAUGGAUCAGUCCAUGAGUUGCAAGAUCAGCCUUUGGUUAUCCAGAACAGCCGUUGGGCUAGCCUUCCACCUGAGCUUUUGCGUGAUGUGAUCAAAAGAUUGGAGGCAAGUGAGAGUACAUGGCCUGCUCGUAAGCAUGUUGUUGCGUGUGCUGCUGUCUGCAGGUCAUGGAGGGAAAUGUGCAAAGAAAUUGUUAGAAAUCCUGAAUUCUCUGGGAAGAUUACUUUCCCCGUCUCCCUGAAGCAGCCUGGCCAUAGGGAUGGUCCCAUUCAAUGCUUCAUUAAGAGGGACAAAUCAAAUUUAACUUACCACCUUUUUCUUUGUCUUAGCCCUGCUUUGCUUGUUGAAAAUGGGAAAUUUCUUCUCUCUGCAAAACGGACCCGGAGAACAACUUGCACGGAGUAUGUGAUUUCCAUGGAUGCUGAUAACAUUUCAAGAUCAAGCUGCACUUACAUUGGAAAACUCAGGUCAAAUUUUCUGGGCACCAAAUUCAUUAUAUAUGAUACACAGCCACCCUAUAACAAUGCUCAGCUCUCUCCGCCUGGCCGAAGCCGUAGGUUCUACUCGAAAAAAGUUUCUCCGAAGGUCCCCACUGGCAGCUACAACAUUGCCCAGGUCUCGUAUGAGCUCAAUGUGCUAGGCACUAGGGGACCACGCAGGAUGCACUGCGCAAUGCAUUCAAUACCUGUCUCAUCAGUUGAGCCAGGUGGCUGUGUUCCUGGCCAACCUGAGCUCCUCCCUCGUUCCCUUGAAGACUCAUUUCGUAGUAUUUCCUUUUCGAAGUCAAUUGAUAACUCGACUGAGUUUAGCAGCUCCAGGUUCUCUGAUAUUAUUGGGCCUCGUGAUGAAGAUGAGGAGGGAAAGGAGAGACCAUUGGUUCUCCGAAACAAGGCACCGAGAUGGCACGAACAGUUGCAGUGUUGGUGCCUGAACUUCCGUGGGAGGGUGACUGUUGCAUCCGUCAAGAACUUUCAGCUAAUUGCUGCAAUACAGCCUGCUCCUGCUGCCGCUGCUGCUGCUGCUGCUGCUGCUGGCACACCGACGCCAUCACAGCCAACCCAAUCUGACCAUGACAAGAUUAUUCUGCAGUUUGGUAAGGUUGGGAAGGAUAUGUUUACCAUGGAUUACAGAUAUCCUCUGUCAGCAUUUCAGGCUUUUGCCAUUUGCUUGAGCAGCUUUGACACCAAAUUGGCAUGUGAAUAGAAGACGACAGACAUAAUGGUGAGAAAUAGAAAAUUUAGUUAGUAAUGUCUUAUUUUAUUUUAUAUUUCUUUUGUAGGGUUUUAUAGGAUGGGGUGGUUGUAUGAAGUCAUUGUAAUCCUCAAUGCCCUACUAACAAUACACGCAACAUUCCCACCUGUUAUCUUUUUUCUUUGCUUUGUAUGAUUCCAUUAUCUGUCUUUGUUGUUAAAAACUUACGCUUAUAUUAACAAUUUGCUAUUGAAAGUUGUUUGUUUCGUAGGUCC